This is a messenger RNA of Zasmidium cellare ATCC 36951, 999 nucleotides long. RefSeq lists its product as uncharacterized. The transcript has a single exon. Gene Ontology annotation, cellular component: nucleolus. Lineage: Eukaryota; Fungi; Ascomycota; Dothideomycetes; Mycosphaerellales; Mycosphaerellaceae. The record is from RefSeq and is a predicted model, not a curated record. The coding region runs from base 1 to 999 and encodes 332 amino acids.
AUGAAAGUCGGCAAACCCAAAUCCAAACGCGUCCCCGUGCGCCUCCGCCACAAAAUCGAAAAAGCCUCCGCAGCGAAACAACGCAAGCAACGCAAAGAAGCGAAGAAGAACCCGCAAUGGCAGUCGCGGCUGAAGAAGGACCCGGGGAUUCCGAAUUUGUUCCCUUAUAAGGACAGGGUGUUGGCGGAGAUUGAGGAGAGUAAGAGGGCGAAGGCGGAGGAGCAGGAGAGGAGGAGGGAGGUUGCUAGGGCGCAGAGGGAGGGGAAGAAAGUGGGUGUUGAGGGAGGGGAUGAGGAGUUGAGGGAUCCGGAGGAGGAGAUGGGUGAUGUUGAUGAGGAGGUGGAUGGAGAGGGUGAGGAGGUGGAUGGAGAUGAGAUGGAAGAGGAUACGAAUCCCAUGGCUGCCCUCGUGGCUUCCGCUCAGGCUCGAGCGCAGACAUACCGACCCAACAACACCAACGACGACGAAGAUGAGGAAGAAGACGAAGAAGACCCAGAAAGCGACGUCGAACCAAACCUCACCACCCUCCAACCCAAAAACCCCAAACCCACAUCCUCGGAACCCACGAAAAACCCCCUCCCAAAACAAGCCCUCACCGACCCCCUCAAACCCCUCACCAACCUCAUCACCCGCCUGGAAAAAACCCCCUCGGGAAUCCAACAACUCCUCGAUUACUACCAACUCCCCCCGCUCGUGACCGCCGGCAGCGACACCGCCACGCGCCUCCUCGUCGACGUGGCGCGGAAGAAGGGACGCUUGGGGCGACGGGGUGUGCCGAAUUUGAACGCCGCGGCGUUGACUGUGUUGGGGGAUUUGAAUGAGGGGAGGUUGGAGUUGCCGGCGUUGCAGGAGGUGCAGGUUGUGUCGAAGGCGAGUGUGAAGGCGGGCAAUAAGAGUGAGGUGCAGAUUGUGUCGCAGCUCGCGGAGCCGUUUAGGAUUGAAGGACUGUUUGGAGAUGAGGGCAAGACGGGGGCGGAGAUGGAAGUAGAGGAUGCUUAG